AUGUCUUCAUUCUUACCUGUCAAUACUAUGUCCACCCCACAAGAUCGAGUCAUGGAGGACGCGACGACAUCAUCCACCCCUCGCCCUCAUCCCAGCUCCGACGCUGCAUCAUCUUUAGGCACCAAGACGGACGAGAGCACUCCGCGGAAUGUAAAUAUCAACGAUGACUCAACCCGCCCGAUAGACUCGCAAACCAGCGCAUCGUUAACGUCAGAUGAGCCCGCACAUGGAGAUUCGGACGUGGAACGCGAAGGCUCUGACAACGAGGACAACAAGGACAAUGCUCCCCCAUCGAAGAAGAAAAAGGGACAACGCUUCUACUGCACUGAUUUCCCACCAUGCAACUUGAGUUUUACACGGAGCGAGCAUCUGGCACGGCACAUCCGGAAACAUACUGGCGAGCGCCCGUUUCAAUGUCACUGCUCCCGCCGCUUUUCUCGACUGGACAACCUGCGCCAGCAUGCCCAAACCGUGCACGUCAACGAGGAAAUUCCAGGAGACUCACUGGCGGCGACAGGGACCAGAUUCCAACGACAAAUUCGAACGGAUCGCGUGCGUCCCCAGGGUCGCGCGAGAGCGGGCACGGCGGGCAGUCAAGGUACUCACAGUAGGGGCCAUAGCAGAAACCUUUCUGCCUCGAGCAUCACCUCCACUGCAUCGACAUUCAGUCAGCCGCAGGAGCUUCGCCGUCGGCCUGCGCCGUUGAUGAUGGCAAAUGAUCGAGCGCGACUGAUGGAUACGCUGGAUGCUCCCAGCACUCCUCCGGGGCGGGGCCUGCCAGGACCGCAGGCCGGUGGCUCCCCUUACACACCUUCACACCAUGUCUUUGCGGCAGGGCCUCAUGGUAGCCCUCAUAUUGCUUCGCCAAUGUCCACAGUGUCUCAGGCCUCGGGAUUUUGGGAGGGCAAGACAGCCGCCCGUCGAUUGUCCGUGCCAUCAGGCGCAAACCCAUUCGCAUCGCAGCCUGCCAACGUCUAUCCUCCAGGUUAUGCUCCACCCCCCGCGUAUGUUGCGCACGGAGGAGUGUAUGCCAGCCCUGUUAGCACCAAUUACUCCCUGUCUCGCGAUGAGAUGAAUCACGGAGCUUCGGACGCCGAUCUACGCAGAAGGACAUGGCACCCUUCGACCUGGUCUGCCGUCCCUCGGCCAGCCACUAGUGGCCUCAGUAACUACCAGACCCCCGAAGUGUUCCAUCCAUCGGCGAAAACCAAUGGGUCGGCGGAACAGCCUCCGCGACUGCCAGGUAUCGAGAGUUUCGAUAAGGUAGUGGCUCACCGACCACUGACCCCGCCCGUUCGACGACCGAGUCCCAUGCAAAUGGAUAACCCGACCAAGCAACCGCCGAACUACAACUUUGGAGGAGGAUUCAAUUACACGCAACCGGCUAGCCGACCAGCACCGCCAAUUUCGGGCCCCGGUCAUCGACGGGGUCACGUCUCUUGGGAUAUGUCCCUGCACACAAACCUAACCGGACUUCAUAUUCGGGACAAACCAUCUCAGCGAGAUGCAGCAAAUUGGAGCCAGCAAACUAUUGCCGAGCUCCAGAAUGUUGGUUCCCGGCCAUCCUCGUCUUACCAGCAGCAACUGCAGGAAUCUCGCGGACAUGGCCAUGCUCCGUCAUUCAGCAGUGUUACUAUGAGCUCUCAGGCCACGCGAACGUCACCCGAAGAUUCCAGCAGCAGCGAAGGAGUUCAUACCCCGUCUACUGCAUCUUUGGAGUAUCAUCCCGCAAUUGUGCAUAACAAUGGAUAUGUGGAGCAGCAUCACCCGUCUUUUGCCUCCGAAACUUCUCAAACAGCUUGCCCCCCUCUAGCCCCCCAACCUGACAGCCAUUACGGCAAACGCGACCUUCGGUCCGAUUUCCUUCCUCAUUCGGUCCGGGAACCUGGAAUGGGUCGACUGGAAGCGCUCGUUGCUGUCGCCACCAGCGAGAACAAAAGCGCCACGAAGCUCUUUAUCUAA
Molecule: messenger RNA, 1962 nt
Organism: Aspergillus japonicus CBS 114.51
Lineage: Eukaryota; Fungi; Ascomycota; Eurotiomycetes; Eurotiales; Aspergillaceae
Product: C2H2-type zinc finger protein
Exons: 2
Coding region: 1-1962 (653 amino acids)
Biological process (GO): regulation of transcription by RNA polymerase II
Molecular function (GO): RNA polymerase II cis-regulatory region sequence-specific DNA binding; DNA-binding transcription factor activity, RNA polymerase II-specific
Source: RefSeq, a predicted model, not a curated record